AGCAGCGGCGUCCGGAGCGCGAAAGGAGCUCGCCGGCUGCUUCCCCGACGGGGCGGACGAGGCGGCGGCUGCUCGGGCGCGUCUCCGGCGGAGGGAAGGCGAUGCCUCGGCGGCGGCGGCGGAGGAGAGUACGUGGAAGGGGUCAGCGACCAGGACGUGCUCCUCAUCCACUCCUGCCGCCAGUGGACCACAGUGACAGCCCACAGCCUGGAGGAGGGACACUACGUCAUCGGCCCCAAGAUUGACAUCCCCCUCCAGUAUCCAGGAAAAUUCAAGCUGCUUGACCAGGACAGGGAUGUCCGGGAGCCUGUGCAGUACUUCAACAGCGUGGAAGAGGUGGCCAGCAUCUUCCCGGACAGGGUCUUCGUCAUGGAAGCCAUCACCUUCAGCGUCAAGGUGGUCUCGGGGGAGUUCAGCGAAGACAGCGAGGUGUACAACUUCACUCUGCACGCCGGGGACGAGCUGACGCUCAUGGGCCAGGCCGAGAUCCUGUGUGCGAAAGCCGCCAAGGAGAAGUCGCGCUUUAACACGUUGCUGCGGAAGCUGGGCAAGGCGGGUGUCGCUGGUGGUGGCACCGUGGCCGGCGGCGGUGCCAGCAGUGGUGCCAGCGGCGGUGGGGGCAGCCGCCCGCUGAAGGGCAAGAUGCCCUGCCUGAUCUGCAUGAACCACCGCACCAACGAGAGCCUCAGUUUGCCAUUCCAGUGCAAGGGGCGCUUCAGCACCCGCUCCCCGCUGGAGCUUCAGAUGCAGGAGGGCGAGCACACCAUCCGCAGCAUCAUCGAGAAGGUGCGGCUGCCUGUCAACGUGACGGUGCCCACGCGGCCCCCGCGCAACCCCUACGACCUCCACGCCAUCCGCGAGGGCCACUGCUACAAGCUGCUCAGCAUCAUCUCCAAGACGGUGGUCCUCUGCUGCAUCCUGCGCAGGGACGCCGUGGCGCCCUUCCACUUCCUCCUGCUGACGGACAUGCCCCGCUUCCUCCUCCCCGAGGGGGCACUGUGGGGCGGAGGGGACGCCCGCCUGGAGAAGCUCCUCCGCGAGAGCGCCGCCCUCUGCCAGGAGUGCUUCGACCCCAACGAAUACUCCAAGGCGGUGCGCGAGGCCAAGGCGGACCUGGCGGAGGAGUGCACCAGUCCCCGGCGUGUCCGCCUCUGCCUCCAGGGCUAUGCCCGCGACGAACUGGCACACUCCUUCCAGCGCCUCUCGCUCUGCCUCUACAGCACCUCCGGGGGCGCCCGCCAGGACCCCGCCUCCGGGGGGAGGAGCCAGAGGACGCUCCUCCCUUCUCGCCAGGACCACCACGAGGCCCUCUUCCCCGACGCCCCGGACGCCGAGCGGGAAUACACGACGCCCGACUGGACCGAGCCAGCCUUCCGGGCUCCGGAACUGCCCUACGAGGAGCUGUGGACCAACCAGAACCGCGGGAGCUACGCGGAGCCCAGCGGGAAGCCGGCUGGCCUGGAGAGCGCCAACCCGGGCCAGAGAGACCUCAUCUCUUUCGCCGGACUCGCCUCGCCCCUGGGGUCGCCGCCGCCGUGCCACCAGGGCCUGCUGGGGGAGGAGCCUGCGGGAGAUGCCCCGCCUCCGGUCCCGCCCAAGUCUGAGGCGGUGAGAGAGGAGUGCCGCCUUCUCGUCGCGCCCCCGGUGCCACCCCGGGGUGGCAAUGCGCCGGCCGCUUCCAGCCCUCCGGUGCCCCUGCGUUUCCCGAAGCUCCAGGGAGCAGCUUCUCCCAGCUCCAGCCUCUCCUACUACUCGCCUGGACUGCAUGAUGGGUCGAGGCCGCAGAGUGGCAGCUGUUCUCCAUCUCCUGACUCCUACUCCUUGUACUGCUACCCCUGCACCUGGGGAGACUGCAAAGCGGGGGAGUCCUCCGGCCGCCUGCUGGCCAGCCCCCCGGCCCAGUCUCAAACCCAGGGCUCCUCGUGGUCGGAUCCGUGGCCGUACAGCGACCUGAGCGUGGCCACGGGGAGGCCCAGCCCGCUGCUGGCGGGCGGCGACGCCAGCGCCCUCAAGAGCUACCGCAGCUGCCCUCGCCUGAAGCCUCCCCAGGCACCCCAGAAACGCUUUGCCCCUUUUGGGGCUCUCAACCCUUUUUCAAACCCGGCCUCCUCUGACUGGCUGGAGCCCCUCGAGUGGCAGAAGACCUCUUCCCCCGAGACCUUUGACCCCUUCGAGGGCACCGCUGCUUCCUCCUCCUCCUCCCCGGAGGGCGAGCCCCGCUACAGCCCCGUGCCCCCGCCACGCCCUGCCAAGCAGGCCUUCGAGCCCCCUGAGCACGCCGCCCUCCGGACGCCCCUGCCGCCCUCCGUCACCCGUGGUGCAGAAUUGGGCACCGCCACCCGCCUCUACCUGGCCCCGGGGGUCAUCGAGGUGCCCCCCGCCCGGCUCAGCGGGGACGGCUCUCCCUGGCAGCCUCCGGCCGACUUGUCCGCCCUGUCUCUGGAAGAGGUCUCCCGCUGCCUGCGUUUUAUCGGGCUCUCGGAGGACGUGGUCAGCUUCUUUGGGCGGGAGCGCAUUGACGGCAGCAUCUUCGUGCAGCUGACGGAGGAGAUCCUGAGCGAGGACUUCCGCCUCACCAAGCUCCAGGUCAAGAAGAUCAUGCAGUUCAUCAAGGGCUGGCGCCCCAAGAUCUAGAACCGGUUGGGGUGGGAGGAGGAGCCUGGGACGUCCGCAGGACCUGCAGGCGAAGGGGGUCGCUUUGCCUGGCAAUGUGGGGAGAGGCCUCUGGAUCUGUCACAAGAGGGCAGUGGCGCUGGGGCACUUUGCGAGCAGGUCUCCCCCACCCCCAAGAGCGCUGGUGGGCAGAGAGCAGCAAGGGCAUGAAUGGAGGGGGGGCUGGAUGGGUGAGCCUGAAGCAUAAACCCAGUGGAAAAGGAUGGAAGGAGCCAGGAGGUUAAACGGUGGAACUCACUGCUGCAGGAUGGCUUUCAAAGAGGAUUAGACAAAUCCAGGGAGGAGAAGGCAAUUGAUGUGAGGGCCCUGCCUUGCCCCAUGCUUAAGAGGCAGCAAUGCUUCUGAGUUGCUGGGAGCCGCAGGAGGCGAGAGGGCUUGUGUUCGAAUCCUGCGUGUGGGGCUCCCAUGAGGGCAUCUGUCUGGCCACUGGGAGAACAGGUUGCUGGACUGGCUGGGUCAUUGGCCUGCUCCGGCAGGUUCUUCUGUUGAUGAGGAAGGGUCUGAUGGAGACCUACGAGUGUUUUGGGGGACUCUGCCUGCCCUGGCCCAGUGCUAGCGCAUUGGCCAUUCCUGCAUGUGGUGUCCGGUUGUCCAGCGCGGAGGAAAAGAAAGCAAUCCAAAAGUGGGGUGGGAGGAGAGUUGUGAUGUGACCCCCCAUUUCUCACCCAGAGCUCCACCUUCAUUUGGACCCCAUUUUUAUUCCAGCAAACAGGCCCCUCUUAGAUCUGUCUAGGGGCUUCUCUCAUUGCUGUGGGGCCACCAGUUUGAAAGAUGAGGCAGACGGGGGCCAGGGAGCUUUUCUGCACGCGGGAAACUGAGGCAGCCAGUGACUGUGUUGCUGGCCCCCUCCCUGGGUGAGGGGUCUUGAUCAGGGAGGUGUGGGAGGCAGUGCUUUAGGUCUACAGCGUGAGGGGCCUGCCCUCCAGCAUCCGCUGCCCCACAGAGCCAGAGCCUCUCCACCCCAGCUGGCAUAGCGGUGGGAGCUUCUUGUGGUUUGUCUGGGGCCCCUGUCAUUAUUAUUUUUGAAAAUAGUACACCACCCUUCAGCAAGAGACCAGAGGGCAGUAUACAGCCUAGAACACUAAAUACGUAAUAGUAAAAAA
Molecule: messenger RNA, 3776 nt
Organism: Podarcis muralis (Common wall lizard)
Lineage: Eukaryota; Metazoa; Chordata; Lepidosauria; Squamata; Lacertidae
Source: RefSeq, a predicted model, not a curated record